Molecule: messenger RNA, 1014 nt
Organism: Closterium sp. Yama58-4
Lineage: Eukaryota; Viridiplantae; Streptophyta; Zygnematophyceae; Desmidiales; Closteriaceae
Source: the annotation of a GenBank genome assembly
AUGACGCAUGAGGACGAGAUUUUCCUGGCUCAGCUACAGGCGAUGCUACAGGAGCCGUGCGGCGGCAAUGCCGCCGGCAUCAGCCCCGCCGGAACGCUUGGCGGCGAGCAAUCCCCCGUCGCCCCCGCGCCAGCCACUCUCGCAGGCGCUACAUUUGGCGCGCAAGCGGCUAACCAGCCUUCCCACAUUCCCAGUCACUUCCGCUCCGCUCAGGCGGCGGCGGAUAAUUCGAGGCGGCGGGAACAUUCCGACGCCAUUCCUCUACCUAUGCCGCUGCGCGCGGCGAAGAGUGUAAAGACAUCUCCGCAAUCCUGGCCCGGAUCGCCUGUGCGCUCUCCGCUCAACGCGCCACGUUCGGCAUUGGACGGCUCGCCCCUCAGAAGAGCCCUAACGGCGGAAAGAUCGAAUUCCUCCGACCCGCGUCUCGGGGAGAUUAAGUUCGGAGGUACUAUGUCGCGCCUCGGUUCAAUGGACGGCGCGAACGCGGGGGCUUCCAUGGAGGCGCCGGCCGCGGCUCCGGCGACUUCGCCCAAGCGGAGCGCGUCUGGCGACGGCAUGGGCUGCCUUUCCGACGAGCCGCAACGCUCGAGCGGAUCUGGUUCCGCUUCCGCGUCUCCCGCCGCCUCUGCUGGGGUUCCUGCUAAAAACGCUGCUACUACGGGCGUUUCCGGCGCGGAAGGUUCCGCGGGAAAGGGCCCGUCGCAGCUGUCGCGACAGCACGCUGGGAAAGGCGGCGGAAGAUUCGGACAGCAAAUCAAGCCAAAAAGCAUGACGGAGAAGCACCGCAGGGAGAAGAUCAGCGAGGGAAUGAAUCGGCUGCGGAUGGUGGUUGACGCGCAUGGUGACGUGGCGUCGAUGCUGAAUUACGCGGUGGAUUAUAUCCAAAAUAUGCAGGCUGCCAAUAAGAGCCUCAGGUUGGAGCUUUUGCGGCGCCAGCUGUCGUGCGGUUGUAACGCGUCAAGCGAUAUCGCACCAGCAUCGCUGAUUCAGCACCUCAAUGCUCUGCAAAAGUAG